Racocetra persica is the source of this 1025-nucleotide messenger RNA. The record is from the annotation of a GenBank genome assembly. Lineage: Eukaryota; Fungi; Glomeromycota; Glomeromycetes; Diversisporales; Gigasporaceae.
ACCAUACUGACUCUAAUGCAAUAUCAAAUUCUGAUACUAGUCCUGAGUGUAAUGAUACUUCUAAUUAUUUUGAUAAAACUAGUGAUACAGACCAUUCUAAUAAAAAUAAUAAUCCAAACUGUUCUAAUAAAAAACCUGGUAAUAAACCUAAAUUGCGAAAAAACCCUAGUUGGGUUUGGCAGUAUUUUCGCCGAAGACGUCCAUCACGAAAAUGGAAAACACGUGAAAAUUGUACCAUAAUUAUGAAAAGUAAAAAGGCACCAAAUGGACAAUGGGAAUGUGAACAGUUAGUUAAGACUCAGGGUUCAACUGGCAACUUUCAAACACAUUUAAAUACAUAUAGAAUUACUAAACCUACCAAAGUCAUUGAUACAAUUGAACAGCCAACAAUUACUGAAAUGUUCCAUCGUGCUGCUAGACAAAAUACUCGUCAAAAAGAAUCCAUCAAUUAUGCUUUGGUAGAAUGGAUAGUUACAGAUUUGCAACCUCUUUAUGUUUCGAAAAAUGAAAGUUUUAUUAAACUUAUUUAUACCUUAAAUCCAUAUUACGAACUUUCAUCUGAUAAAUAUACUGCAUGUUCUAAAAGCGAAUAUAUAGGUGUUACAUGUUAUUUUAUUAACUCUAAUUAUGAAUUAAAAGAAGCUAUACUUGCAAUUAAAUAUGCUUCAUAUUCUCAUGAUGCUGUAAAUAUUAAAGCUGAAUUAGAGAAAAUAAUUAAUGACUGGAGGCUUUUUGAAAAGCUUCUUCAAAUUAAGCAUGCUAUUAAAUUAAUGAAAGCAACUAUGAGUGCAGAUAAUGAUUAUAUUAUUCCAAUCACCACCCUUACUAGAAAUUGUACACCAUUGUCGAUGAGUAUAAGUAAUAAAGAGCUUGAUUUAACAAAUAUGUUAACUAUUUUUGAUGAGGAGGAAGAGAAUAUAGUCGAUGUGGAUGAAGAAUUGGAAAUAAUUAUUACGGCUAAUGGAGAAAUUGCUGUUCUUAUCCUAUAUAAUAUUAUCAUGUGUUUAACUCAAUUUUUUUUUUAA